CUAAGUGACGCACGGAGACUGUCAUACAAAGCGGAUUGAAGGAUUGAACACUUAGAAACAUGUGAAGUCAGUGGAUUUGAACCUGCAUGGGACUUAGAUUUCCACAGAAAACAUCGUUUAUUUUGUUAUUUAUAGGUUCAUUUAGCGGCAGUGACCUCGAACCCCGUCACAAUGGGAAUCUUAGAAGUAGUUAACAAACUUAGAGAUCGCGCAGACAAAUUUCUAAACGAGAAAAACGUUAUUACAGAUUUCCUUGGGAAGCUGGAGGAGAAAACGGGUAUCAAGAAAAAAAUUAUUGCUAUAGGUGCGGUGUCCCUGACUGGACUAUAUUUGGUAUAUGGUUAUGGCGCCGCCCUCCUCUGUAACCUCAUUGGAUUUGUGUACCCCGCAUAUUAUUCAAUCAAAGCUAUCGAGAGUGCGAACAAAGAUGACGACACAAAAUGGCUGACCUACUGGGUGGUCUACGGAAUUUUCAGUUUGGGGGAAUUCUUCUCUGACAUCUUUCUCUACUGGUUUCCGUUCUACUACGCUUUCAAGUGCCUGUUCCUGUUGUGGUGCAUGGCCCCUGUCGCAUGGAACGGCUCUCAGGUCCUGUACAACAGGGUGGUGCGGCCAAUCUUCCUCAAGCACGAAGCCACCGUGGAUAGCAUGGUCAGUGACCUCAGCGGAAAGGCCAUGAAUGCGGCCGAGACAGUCACAAGAGAAGUCCUUCAAACACUGGUGAAGAACAAGACAACUAGUAUACAACAAUCAGAUACCAAACGCUUACCCAGCACUUCAGACGCACCUAUGUUGAAUGAGUUGAUCUACACAGAACCCAAAGCAGACUAAUGACCCACAGGUAGAGUCAUCCAUCUGUGGCAAGUCUAGCAGAUUGUAUGGACGACGGCAAACCAAGCCAUGCCAGAUUUACCGGAAUUUUCUUUUGGAGACGUCUAAGCUGUCCUAAUGGGAAAGCUGUCACAGAGGUCUGUCAGAGAUGGGAUACUAUUAUGCUGACAGAUAACGGGGACAAUAAUUUUUUUUACCAACAUAUAGCAUGCUGCUAUUAAACCAAACCGUCACUACUGAAAAUCACUUCACAGCUGCGUAGUUGUGGUAUGCAGGGGAAAACAUUUAGACAUUCCUGUAACCGCUUUGGGAUAUCUGGAUUUGAUUAAUUAAGUCUUUGGUUUAUAACUAAAUAUUUUGUAGGCCUACAUGAUGUAUGUUAGGUAAUGAGCUCAGUGCUUCAACAACAGUCCAAACUGUUCUAGUCAUUAGACUGAGUUUUUGUUUUCACAGAAUUGAUUUUGCCGAAUUUAAUAUAUAUCCACUGUCGUCUAUUCUUUUAUUUAAAAUGUUUUUCUCAUAUUUUAUUUUCUACAAUUUUGAUAGUGUGACUAUUGUAAAUGAUAAAGUAUGCAAUAAUUUAUUUAUUAAACAUUACAUUGUACCAUUAUUAUAUACAACACAUA
Messenger RNA from Esox lucius (northern pike), 1457 nucleotides. It is a transcript of the gene reep6, whose product is annotated as receptor accessory protein 6. The record is from RefSeq and is a predicted model, not a curated record. Lineage: Eukaryota; Metazoa; Chordata; Actinopteri; Esociformes; Esocidae. Bases 172 to 831 code for a protein of 219 amino acids. The transcript is spliced from 7 exons.